Messenger RNA from Saccostrea echinata, 804 nucleotides. RefSeq lists its product as uncharacterized. The record is from RefSeq and is a predicted model, not a curated record. Lineage: Eukaryota; Metazoa; Mollusca; Bivalvia; Ostreida; Ostreidae. The coding region runs from base 11 to 748 and encodes 245 amino acids. The transcript has 3 exons.
AACAGAUGCCAUGCAGCGGAGGAAUGUAAAGGUCUUGGAAGCUGCUAUUGAAAAUGCCAAGAACUCAUUUAACGUGGAUAAAAUGAGGAUCGAUAUUAAGAAGGCAGAGGGUUUACUUGCUAGAUUGAAAAAGCUGGAAGGGUUCAUUCAUCCUAUUACAAAAAUUGAAAGCGACACUUUGUUUGAAGUACGACGGUACACCAAUCCAAGACCAGCUAUUAGAGACGUCUUAAUAGCCACGUACAUUUUACUUGGACAUGAUAUAGAGUCCGCUCAGAAGUGGGAGUACCUACAGACACAGCUAACGAAGUCAGGACGAGAUAGUCUUCAGUCAUUGGUGCUCCACUGUGACACGGAGUCUGUGCCUCGAGGUAGAGCAGAAUUUGCUGACCAGUUACUGAAACCGUUAGAUCUGAAAGCAGUUCGGGAAGCCAGCAACGAGGCAGCAAAGCUUUAUCAAUGGGCUUCCCAUGUUAUCGAAGUUAAACUAAAGGAAACAGAGAAAGAGCCAGAGAAGCAGACCGUUGAACCUAAAUGUGAAAGUGUAGAAAAUAUAUCGGAAGCUGAAGUCAAACUUAUCCCGAAAAGGUCCUCAGUUACAUCCAGAACCUCAUCUCUAAGAUCUGUCCGGCCUAAGGUUGACUCCAUAAGGAAGAAGGGCGAUAAGGCAAUAAUUCCGAAAAAGUUCAAAGGUCAGACUGAAGCUGUGAGGUCUUCCUCUGAACGUUUCCUUUGGCCAAAACGUUAAUGUAGGAAAGGUCUCGAUAAUAACUUCUAUAAGCACUAAAUGAUGUAGAAAAUUUC